Molecule: messenger RNA, 1687 nt
Organism: Maylandia zebra (zebra mbuna)
Lineage: Eukaryota; Metazoa; Chordata; Actinopteri; Cichliformes; Cichlidae
Source: RefSeq, a predicted model, not a curated record
AUUAGCCAAGUCUGUGGUGUUUAAAACUUGUGACAGUGCAGUUGUGUAGACUGCUCACCUGACUGUGGCCACACUUGGCUGUUUCUUAUUCAAGGCACCUGCUCUUUAAUUAAGCUGCCAGCAUUCCUGACCAUCUUAUCUCGACUUAUUUGCGUUAUUUCCAAAGAAAAUUUGUUUCACGCGCCAAAUGUCAUGGCACACAGAAGAAGAAGAACACAACGUCCACUUCCAGUUUUCUACAUUAAGACAGCACUGAUAGACAAGCACCCAGCAGUAUGGACCAGCUUACUUUAAAUUACAUGGAGAUGUGCAACAUGGAGUCCAGCACAGAUUCUGACUCUGAAAUCAGUCCAAGAUGGUCCGACACCAGUACCAUGGGAUGUGUGAGCAGUGCACCAGAGAGUGGUGCCUCAAGGAGGGCGUUGCCAUUAACGCUUAAGCCUGCAGAAAGGCAUGGCUGUUAUUCUUUGGAUUUGGACCCGUACGAUGGGAGCUCUGAGGAUUCUGACGAGUCAAAUGUCAAUGUCUCCAGCAGGCAAUCGAGGCAGCAGGCAAAAGGUGGUGAAAAAGGAGGAUGUCGACUCUCGGGCCGAAGCAGGCGAUGUAUCUGUAAUCACUCUGCUUCUGUUGCCCUCAGAGAAGGGACAAAAAAUGACAAGAGAGACUGUCUGAGAGAACAGCCGAAUCUUCUGGAUGUCCAGAUGAAAUGUGGAAGUGACUCUGACCGGUUGGUCUGCGAACUGGACACUCUUCCCUCUAACAGUGACAGGGAUGCUUGUAAGAAUCUUCCAGAAGAAAGGGUAACUGAUUCAGUAACACACAGACAAAUCUCUGAUAUGGAAUUGCAGCUUGAUGAUUCAGGCUUGCGUAUUACAAGAUCCUCCACACUUCACCCACCUAAACCUCAAAGCUCAGUGGAGGGGAGUUCAUCUCACAUGCUGGGUUGCUUCUCUGAGAGAUCUCCCUGCUUGUGUAACCUUGGAUCUCUGUACAAGAGAAAGCUGAGUCUCCCUGGAACAGACAUGAUUGAGUUGGGACACAGGAAGAAGCAGUGUGUCUUCAACAUGGACGAUGAACAAGAAGGAAACAAUUCUGCAUCUGAACCAUGUUAGAGUUCUUUAACAGUUGAGAUUUAAGGUGGACUGAAAUACUGUAAAUAGUUAUUUGGAAUUGCACUCUGUUUAUUCAUGAAUAGUUAACUUUGAGCACCUCCUGAUCGUUAAGGUGGCAUUUGGUUAUCACUUGCUUAAAAUUUAGUCACAGGUGACUCAUCAAAACCUAAUUUUUGUUCAAAUGAGCUGCUUAAAUCCAAAUGAAUGAAUAAAGUAAAAUAUUUAAGUCUCCAGUGGUUCAUGGAGGUUCAAUGAGUGUCUGCAGUUAGGUCAGUAAGCAUUUGAACAAUGUAAUGUUACCUCAAACAGUUAAUAUGUGAUUUUAAGUGCAAACCUUUAGCUUUACUUAAAGGGUUUUAGCAAAACAUGGCCUUUUGGUGUUGUGCUGGUCUGUGCAUUCCUUCCUUUUAACCAGAUGGUUAUGUUGAUUUGACUCCUUGGGUUUGAGUAACAGGGAAACUAGGCUCACCUGGCCUUGUCAGUCUAUUGUCUUCUACUUUUGACCCUCUAAAAGAGAGUGAGUGUAUAAAAAUGGUUUUGCCAAACAGUUAUUGCUGUAACAGAUAUUUUAUGCA